Messenger RNA from Coregonus sp. 'balchen', 3306 nucleotides. The record is from the annotation of a GenBank genome assembly. NCBI's taxonomy places the organism in Eukaryota, Metazoa, Chordata, Actinopteri, Salmoniformes, Salmonidae.
CUGAAGUCGUUCCACAAUGAGCUUUUGACAGAGCUGGAGAAGAAGGUGGAGCUGGAUGCACGUUACCUGAAUGUGAGUGUCCUCCUAGGAACGGCCAUUCAUUGUUGUCUCCCAUUCAUUCACUUCAGUAACUCUCCUUGUUGUUUAGCACCUUCUAAAUGCACCUUUAGGUGUGUUCUCACCUUCACUCUGUGGUAAGGGUUAUAGGUUGACGGCCCUUACAAAUAUCGCUUAUUUUGACCUAUAAUUACCCGUAGUUACUAGUUGUGUUCUCACGACAGCAUUCAUUUCAUUUUAGUUCAGUUUUACACGAUGCCUCUAUAUAGUUCUGUGUCAGUGUUGUGUGUAUUCUGAAGGGAAGGCCUCAUUAACAAAGAGUUGAAGCAGACUAGUGCUUUUAACUGUAUUUCACGUCAGCUAGCUAGGCCUCCUUAUGGAUCAGCAGAAACCAGGAUAGGAUCCACAUUCUCAUCAAAUCAUCAGUUAAAGACAAACUCCACAGCUUUCUGAGCACUUCUUUUAAUUUCCCCCAGGUUUUAAUCAUAACCACUCUGCAAUAAAGUUACAUGAAUUACUUUCCUCUCAUACUUUCCACUCCAUGAAUUCCUGGGUAUUACCCAUUUUAGGAAAAUAAGAAGACGUAGAAGUUGGAGUUUUAAUUAAGCGAUAAACACAUUUCUAGAGAUAAUUGAAGAGUGUUGGAUUUGUUUCUUGAUGUUCUCGCUCUUUCAAAGCUUUCCCAGACAACUUCUGUGGAAUUGGGAAUCUUAAAUAAAGGCCUACUAUGAAUGUCAUCCCAAUGAAGCAUCUCUUUAAAUGAAAGUGUAAUUGCUGGAUGCUCACAAAAUAAAAUCUGUACCAGAGUCACUAAUAUAAUAAUACUGUAGCCUCUAUUUGAAAUUCAUAUUGACCUCAUCAGUUCAUUUGAGGCCGUGUUUGGCAGGCUGGCAUAUGGUGCCCUGUUCUUUCUCUCUCUCUCUCUCUCUCUCUCUCUCUCUCUCUCUCUCUCUCUCUCUCUCUCUCUCUCUCUCUCUCUCUCUCUCUCUCUCUCUCUCUCUCUCUCUCUCUCUCUCUCUCUCUGCUCUGCACCGUUAAUUCAGCAUUGACAAAAGUAAUUAGCCACGCUCAGCUAGGUUUUUCCAUCAGACAGGGUUGGAUUAAUGGGAAGAGAGAGGGAUGGGAGGAUAGAAGGACAGAGGGAUAGAGGGAUAGGAGGAGAGAGAGAUAGCAUAAUCAGCCAAGUCCCUAUGAUGCCAGACCAAGCCAUUCCCUUGCAUUAUGUUAUAUUGCAUCAAUCAGUAAAUAAAAGGUGGUCAGGUGGUUUGAAAUGCGACCAAAUAAAUAACUAAAAUGGUAGAACACUAGUCUAGGGUAGCCAAUGACUGUAUACACAAUAAAAAAUGCUAGUUAGUACCCAAACAUUUUUUGUUUCAUUUUGUCCCUGUAGGGGAACACUCUUUGGGCUGUGGAGAACCUUUUGAUAUCGGUUCUUUGGAUAACCCUUUGUAUAACAAUUUGUAUAAUUGUGGACGGUUAUACCAGGAACCAGAGGGUUCUUCAUUACACUGUUAAAUAUUUCCCAGCUACUGGUAAGGGACAGUACGCUUCUUUAUUCAGAUUACUUAGGAGUUACCCUCACUUGGGAUUUGAACUCACAACCUCUUGUUUGCUAGCAACCUGAAUUUCCUGCUACACCACUGGGUGUGUGGGUAUGAUAGAGAUUAAUAAAGAUUAGAACCAGUAGAAAUUAUUUCAUUUGUCCCUAUGAGGGAUCCCUUUUGGGUGCUACGUAGAACCCUUUGAUUUUUUUUUAACCCUCUCACAAGGAACCCUGGUUGGUUCUUUGUUUUGUCCCUGUAGGGGAACCCUUUUGGGUUCUAUGUAGAACCAUCUCAUGAAGAAUCCACUGGUUCCAGGGUUCUGUUAUUUGUCCAUAUGGGGGAACCCUUUUGGGUGCCCCGUAGAACCCUUUAAUUUGUCGCUGUGGGGGAACCCGUUUGAGUUCCAUUUAGAACCCUCUCAUGAAGAACCCUCUGGUUCCAGGUAGAACCAAAUACAGGUUCUACUGUUAUACUUAGAGGAUACUUCAGAUGCACUUAUGGCACACACUGUUAAAAAUGACCUGUAAUUUGGCAUUAUGUUACCAGCUACUGAGUUGCAGUAAAAAUAAGUUAUUGUAAUUUUACAUGGUAAGUAUUACAGUAAAAUCGUGUAAAUAUUAUUAUGUUCAUGUUGUCAGAUUGGACUUGAUUCUGGGCAACUUUUAGCAAAAUGCAGAAAUGUAUUCUUGCCAUUAAAUCUUUCAUGGCCACAGCUUUUGUGGCAUAGCAGGAAAAUGUCUGGUUGCUGCAACCAAGCGGUUGUGAGUUCAAAUCCCAGGUGAGGUUUAAUCCCAAGUGUGCUCACAGUAAAUCCUUUUACAAGAUUUUACUAUAUUACUUAUCCUGUAAAAUUACAGUAACUUACGGCUACUGAGUUGCAGUAACAAUACAGUAAAUGUCAUAAUUUAAAUAGAGUGUACUAUAAUCAGAAUACAGCAGCAUACUGUCAUUUUACAGCAAUAACAACUACAAGUUUUUGAAUAUUUACUUUAUUUUUAUUGCAACUUUUAGCAAAGCGCAGAAUUUUUGGGGGGGCCAAUUAAUCUGCAGCCAAUCUUUAUCAUGCCCAAAGACCUGGUGGGGGUAGCAGGAAAUUCAGGUCAUUAAAUCAAGUAUAUUCCCAAUUAAUCAGCAUUCAGUAGCAUACUGUCCUUUUACAGCAAUAACACCUUAAUUCAGCUGUAAAAAUGCAGUAUCUUGUUGUUGUUUAAAGUACUUUUACUGCAACCAGUAGCCGGUAGUGUACCAUAAAGUUACAGGAACUUUUUAACAGUUUAGCAUUUCAUGGAAUAAAAUAAAAACAUUUCGGAGAGGGGAAGAACAGGAUGGUUCUUCACAACUAUCACAGCAGUAAAUAACCCUUCCUGAUACGCAAAGGAAAAUGGUUACCCAUAUCACCCUCAGUCCUGACGAAGAACCCCUCAAUAACCUUUUUUUCCUGUGUAGAGCUGUUAAAACUGAAUCUUUACUCCCCCUACAGGCGGCUCUGAAGAAGUACCAGAUGGAGCACAAGAGUAAAGGAGAGAGUCUGGAGAAGUGUCAGGAUGAACUGAAGAAGCUACGCAGGAAGAGCCAGGGCAGCAAGAACACCUCUAAGUACGGAGACAAGGAGAUGCAGGUGAGUGACUGGGGGAGGAGGGAGGAGACUGUGGGGGAGGCAGGGGGGUGUGAGGGGGGGAGAAGGUGUGUGUGUGUGUGUGUGUAA